Messenger RNA from Scomber scombrus (Atlantic mackerel), 2381 nucleotides. RefSeq names its product adenosine monophosphate deaminase 3a (gene ampd3a). The record is from RefSeq and is a predicted model, not a curated record. Gene Ontology annotation, cellular component: cytosol. Gene Ontology annotation, molecular function: AMP deaminase activity. The coding region runs from base 1 to 2358 and encodes 785 amino acids. Gene Ontology annotation, biological process: AMP metabolic process; IMP salvage. The transcript has 15 exons. NCBI's taxonomy places the organism in Eukaryota, Metazoa, Chordata, Actinopteri, Scombriformes, Scombridae.
AUGAGAAAAGGAGACAUGCCUCUUUUAAAGCAGCAAUCAAGUCCUUGCUUGGGAAAGAACAUGCCUCGUCAAUUCCCAAGGGUAACUCUGAGUGCGGCACAAGAGGAGACACAAAUCUUAGCAGAGAAGGUAUAUGCAUCAGCGCUGAAAGAGGAAGACAGUAAAGAUGCAUCAUCCAUGUUCAGCGUGCCUGAGGACUGUCCGAUUGAACUCCACCAAGCCAAGGAGCAUGAGCUGCUUAAGGAGCUGGCAGAGCAACAGUCAGAAGAGAGUGCUAAGAGGAAGAAAAGCCUCCAGAUGAUUCGUUCCCGGUCAAUGUCCCUGCAGACUCCAGUGAAUACAGAUUGUCCACGGUCAGUGACUGUCACGCCAUACAUGUCCCCUAGCUCCACCUGCUCAUCUAUGCCAGAAAAUUGCCCAGAAUACCAGAGAGUUACUAUCAGCGGUGAUUACUGUGCAGGAAUCACAGUGGAGGACUAUGAACAGGCAGCUAAAAGCCUUCUUAAGGCUCUGCUCAUUCGUGAGAAAUACUCAAAACUGGCCUAUCACAGAUUGUGCAGGACCACAGCCCAGUUCCUCCGCAGUGCUGAGAACAUGAGAUGGAGCGAAGAAGAUGAGGUUCUACCAGAUAUGUGCCCACGUCCAACAGAAGGAGAUGACCCCUACAGUAUGGAAAACAUCCCAGAGAACCUGAACUAUGAGCUGCAGAUGAAGGAUGGAAUAGUGAAUGUGUAUGACAGCGCUGAGGCUCUGAGAUUAAACCAGCCACAUGACCUUCCUUACCCAGACUUAGAGACUUUUGCCAUAGACCUUAGUCAUGUGCUGGCAAUGAUUGCAGAUGGACCCACGAAGACCUACUGUCACAGACGACUUAAUUUCUUGAGUUCAAAGUUCUACCUGCAUGAGAUGCUUAAUGAGAUGGCAGAGCUAAAGGAACUGAAAAGUGUGCCCCACAGAGAUUUCUACAAUGUUAGGAAGGUGGAUACACAUAUCCAUGCAGCUGCCUGCAUGUCUCAGAAACAUCUGCUGACAUUCAUUCAGAAAACAUAUAAGACUGAUGCAAACCGCGUGGUGCUGGAAAAGGAUGGACAAAAGAUGACUCUCCAGCAGGUUUUCCACAGCAUCAAUAAGGACCCCUAUGACCUUACUGUAGACUCCCUGGAUGUACAUGCUGGGAGACAAACCUUCCACCGCUUUGAUAAAUUCAAUUCGAAGUAUAAUCCCGUGGGAGCCAGCGAACUUAGAGAAAUCUUCCUGAAAACUGAGAACCUCCUUGAUGGAGAGUACUUUGCUCGCUUAGUUAAGGAAGUGGCUCAUGACCUGGAGGAGAGUAAGUACCAGCAUGCUGAGCCACGCCUGUCCAUCUACGGAGGCUCUCCAGAGGAGUGGGACAGCCUGUCUAAGUGGUUUAUUCACCACAGAGUACACUCUCCGAACAUGAAGUGGGUCAUCCAAGUGCCCAGAAUAUAUGAUAUUUUUAAAUCUAAGGAGCUGGUCCCGGAUUUUGCCAAGAUGCUGGAAAACAUAUUCCUUCCUCUCUUUGAGGCCACUGUUAACCCACAGAAGCACAAAGAACUUCAUGUUUUCCUCAAAUAUGUGUCAGGCUUUGACAGUGUAGACGAUGAGUCCAAACACAGCGAUCACAUGUUCUCCUUCAGGAGCCCAAAGCCAGAACAGUGGACUACAGAUGAAAACCCUCCCUACAGCUACUACCUCUUCCAUAUGUAUGCAAACAUCAUGGUCCUCAACAAUCUCAGAACAGAGCUUGGCCUGAGCACCUUCCAGUUCCGUCCCCACUGUGGAGAAGCUGGGUCAAUCACUCAUUUGGUCUCUGCCUUCCUCACAGCUGACAACAUCUCACAUGGACUCACCUUGAAGAAGAGCCCUGUGCUGCAGUACCUGUACUACCUGGCCCAGGUGCCAAUUGCAAUGUCUCCACUCAGCAACAACAGCCUGUUCCUGGAAUACUCCAAAAAUCCUCUGAGAGAGUUCCUGCACAAAGGCCUGUGUGUGUCCUUGUCCACAGAUGAUCCCAUGCAGUUUCACUACACCAAGGAACCACUGAUGGAGGAGUACGCUAUAGCAGCUCAGCUGUGGAAACUAAGUACUUGUGAUGUGUGUGAAAUAGCCAGAAACAGCGUGCUGCAAAGUGGACUGUCUCACGAGGAUAAGAAGCACUUCCUAGGGGUGAACUAUCUGAAAGAUGGACCAGAGGGAAAUGAUAUCCGUCGGACCAACGUAGCCCAGAUCCGCAUGGCCUACAGACAUGAGACACUAUGCAAUGAACUUAGCUUCAUAGUUGAUGCAGUGAAGUCUGGCGCUAUGAACUUACAGAAUUCAAGCAUGCAGAGCUCUUAGUAAUUAACAUUAACAAAAAAAAU